Molecule: messenger RNA, 573 nt
Organism: Akanthomyces muscarius
Lineage: Eukaryota; Fungi; Ascomycota; Sordariomycetes; Hypocreales; Cordycipitaceae
Exons: 1
Coding region: 1-573 (190 amino acids)
Source: RefSeq, a predicted model, not a curated record
AUGUCCGCGGCCGAGGCGCAAGAGACGCUGCGGAAGUUGACGUCACCCGACCCCGGAAUCCAGCUGCAUCUCGACGUCAACGCCCUCUACGUUAUCCUGAGCACGCAGAGCGCCAACAAUGCCUGCCACUGGGCGCUGUACCUCCACAUCGGGCCGCGGCUCGGCUGGGUCUUCCACAUCACCAACAUGGGCUGCGUGAGCUGGGAGUACCGCUGCGACGAGGCCACAGAGAUGACCUGCUCGGCGACGGCCGUGUCCGCCGUCAAAAUCGCAGACAUGACGCCCGAGAUGCACGAGGCGCUGCGCCAGCGCAUCGGCCUCGACAGCAGGCCGGCCGUCAAACUGCAAGACACGGAGCAGUUUGGCCCCCUCACCUGCCGCACCUGGCUGCUCCAGGCCCCCUACGAGCUGGACAACGAAGGGUACAUUAGUGUGCUGCCCGGGUAUUCCGUCAAGGACGUGGGCGAGGAGGCGUCGUCGCUGGCCUCCACCAACCAGUACCUGCUGGAGAAGAAGAUGGCCAAGAUGUCGGAGCUGCGCAAGGAAAUGAACAGUGCCUGCUGCGCGCUGUAA